AUGCAUCCGGAUAUACAGUUGAUUCGACAGUACGCGUUCGAAUUUUCCCGGUCCUCACCAGGAACUAGCUCAAUACGUAAGAUAGACCUGGACACUGCACUUCAAUACGGCAGUGCGCAGGGCUAUCCGCCGCUAUAUGCGUGGCUCCUGAAAUUGUCGAAUUCGGUGUAUCAUCCAAACAUCCCGUACCAGGGUGGUGCUGAUAUUCUGAUUAAUGGUGGAUCGGCAGAUGGACUUUCCAAGAUCUAUGAACUCCUUUUCAACAACUAUGACGGAGAUCUGAACGACGUCCGAGAUCGAGAGGGUCUGAUCGUUGAAGAAUUUGUGUACUCGCCGCCAAUCACCCAAAUUCGACACAGAGGUGUCAAUAUUGUUCCAAUCAGAAUGGAUUCCCAGGGCAUGCUGGCGUACGGCGCUGGCGGUCUCUCAGAAGUUCUUCAAAAUUGGGACUCCGCCCGAGGAAAGAGACCGCAUGCCCUAUAUAUUAUUCCUACGGGUCAAAAUCCAACCUCCGGUGUCUUGUCCUUCCAAAGACGCAGAGACAUAUACCAAAUCUGUUCGCAGUUUGAUCUCAUACUGAUCGAAGAUGAUCCGUACUGGAACCUUUACUACCCUUCAUCUGGAACGACAGGACGUGGAGUGAAUUCUAAGAACAUGUUUCCUGAGGAUUCUAAUCAUAAUUAUAGCACACAGUCUCUAGGAGGCCAGUCCACUGGGUUUCGCUUUCUCGACGAGAUUAUUCCGAGCUUUCUGAGCAUUGACCUGGAUGGACGUGUCAUUCGGUUGGAUUCUUUCUCGAAAACUAUCGCCCCAGGAUGCAGGCUGGGUUGGAUAACUGCUCAGCCGAGCAUAUGUGAGCAAUUGUUCAGGAUUACCGAUGGAACAACCCAACAACCUUCUGGCUUUACCCAAGCUAUAGUUGCCCAGUUACUCGGGGAAUUCGGGAAUACUGAUCCUACAGUUGUCGAUGCUGCAAAAUCAUCGAACGGCUGGGGCUUAGCUGGCUGGGUUCGUUGGCUCGAAGGCCUUCGCUCCAUCUAUGAACGGCGGAUGACCAAGAUGGCCACAGUCUUUGAAGACAAUAGAUUUGCGGGCUUUGAGACAGGUGAGACUGAGAUGUUCACUUUCAGUUGGCCUAAGGGGGGAAUGUUCAUCUGGGUGCAGGUCAACAUCUCCAACCAUCCCUUAUUUUCUUCUAUCGACCCGAAGCGUCUCAUGUUUGCCCUCUGGAUUCACUGUACCCAGCACCCCUACCUGGUAUUGACGAAUCCCGGAGGAGAUUUUGCAGCUAACGAAGCCGUAAAGGAGGAAAAGGGGUACCUGUUCCUUCGCUUCUGCUUUGCAGCGGUCGAGGAGGAUUUGCUGGAAGUGAAGUCGCGAUCAUUCGUCGAGGCUUGUAGAAAAUUCUGGUCACUAUCUUACGUGAAAGACAUUGACUUCAUUCUACGUGAAGAAGACGCUUUAAAUGGGAUGAGAAAGUCAUCUUCGGAUGCCGCUGAAUUAGACAGAGAGGUCAUAGAAACCUGGUGA
This is a messenger RNA of Exophiala aquamarina CBS 119918, 1530 nucleotides long. RefSeq lists its product as uncharacterized. The record is from RefSeq and is a predicted model, not a curated record. The transcript has 2 exons. Gene Ontology annotation, biological process: biosynthetic process. The coding region runs from base 1 to 1530 and encodes 509 amino acids. Gene Ontology annotation, molecular function: transaminase activity; pyridoxal phosphate binding. Lineage: Eukaryota; Fungi; Ascomycota; Eurotiomycetes; Chaetothyriales; Herpotrichiellaceae.